Clunio marinus is the source of this 210-nucleotide messenger RNA. Lineage: Eukaryota; Metazoa; Arthropoda; Insecta; Diptera; Chironomidae. The record is from the annotation of a GenBank genome assembly.
AUGGACAGUGGGGUGAGAAAUUGGUCGAAUAGACAUUAUAUGAUGAGCUUUCAUUUUGUAACACGGCUAAUAAGUGCAGAAACAAAACAUUACAUGUGUUUUUAUGCCACUGUUUGUUUUAUUAUACCACCAGUCCCUGACUUAGGUUGGGGGAGCAAUGGACUUUUUUUUAUUUGUAAUGUGCUUGCAUCAAGAACCAAAACGGAUUAA